CAAGCCGAAGUCCCAAAGGAUCAAACGACAUGCUUUCAGUGCCUCGACUGCACUGUCCAAAAACACCCAAAAGAAAGGGAUGUCGUCUCUUUCCCGCCUUCUCCGCCGCGCAUUCUCCACCGCUGCUACUGCUGCAACAACCAUCACCUCCAACGCAGCCUCUGACACCGCCAAAUCACUCUCUUAUCUAAUCUACAAAGAACGUAACCACAAGAAACUCGUCAAGAAAUUCAAAAAUGCCUCCGUAAACGAGCACUUUCGCACCAAAGUUUCCAUUUACAAAGAAACCAUUCGCCGUCUCUCAGUUUCGAGGAAAUUUGACUACGUAGAAGAAAUUCUAGAGGAUCAAAAGCAAUAUAAGGACAUGUCAAAAGAGGGUUUCAAUGCUCGUUUGAUUUCUCUUUAUGGUUCGGUGGGCAUGUUCGAUCACGCACGCAAGGUGUUUGAUGAAAUGCGUGAAAGACAAUGCACUCGGACUGUCAUGUCUUUUAAUGCGCUGUUGGGAGCCUGUCUUAGUUCGAAGAAUUUCGAUGAAGUAGAAGGCUUGUUUAGAGGGUUAUCGAAGGAGAUAAAGAUUGAACCAGAUUUGAUUUCGUAUAAUACGGUCAUCAAGGCAUUCUGCGAGAUGGGUUCAUUGGAUUCGGCAGUUUCGUUGCUGGAUGAAAUGAAAAAGAAGGGUCUUGAGGCUGAUUUAAUUACUUUUAAUACACUUUUACAUGGUUUUUAUGCGAAUGGAAGGUUUGUUGAUGGGGAGAGGAUUUGGGACCAAAUGAAGGAGAGGAAUGUUGAACCAAACAUAAGGAGUUAUAGCGCCAAGUUGUUUGGAAUGGCAUCAGAGAAGAGAAUGAAAGAUGUGGUUAGGGUUGUUGAAGAAAUGAAUAGUAAGGGGAUUAAACAUGAUCCCUUUAGUUACCAUGCUUUGAUAAGAGGGUUUGUUAAUGAAGAUGAUUUUGAUAAAGCUAAGCGUUGGUAUGGCGAGAUGUUGAAAAAUGGGUGUAAACCGCAUCGUUUGAUUUUCGAGACAUUGAUUCCUUUUGCUGUUGAGAAGGGUGAUUUAGCUUUCGCUUUUCAGCUUUGCAUGGAUGUUAUCCAUAGCAAGUUGGUUGUUCAGGAGGCGUUGAUACAAAGUGUCGUGGAGGCAUUGGCUAAGGAGUCAAGGAUAGCAGAAGCAAAGGAGCUUGUUGGUCACGGGGAAUCAGGUCGUGCCCAUUCUUAUAAGUUGAAAUUGCCAACGCCAACUUGCAAUGCAUAGACCUCUCUGGUUUCUGUUUUUCGUCGGGUAUAGCUGCAAAUGUCGAUGAAAGGAGGGUUUUUUGGAGCUAGGCGUUAGAAAACUCACAAACUCGUAGCUUGGUGAUGCUUUUUGAUCAGUGGUACUCCCCACUACUUUCUUAAUUUGUUCUUUUCGUUUUUCUUUUUUCUUUUUAGCUGCAGUGGUAGUCAAUCUAUGUCCUCACUUCUGAUCGGCAUAUGCAUGCUUCGUUCAUUUGAUGUCAAGCUUGUAACCCUUAUGUGUGAAAAGGCUCUCAUUUUAUAAUUAAAGGGAUAUUACAUUUACAAGGAAAAAA
Messenger RNA from Populus euphratica (Euphrates poplar), 1568 nucleotides. RefSeq names its product pentatricopeptide repeat-containing protein At3g13160, mitochondrial-like. The transcript has 2 exons. Gene Ontology annotation, cellular component: chloroplast. The record is from RefSeq and is a predicted model, not a curated record. Gene Ontology annotation, molecular function: protein binding. Gene Ontology annotation, biological process: chloroplast-nucleus signaling pathway; mitochondria-nucleus signaling pathway. Lineage: Eukaryota; Viridiplantae; Streptophyta; Magnoliopsida; Malpighiales; Salicaceae. Bases 80 to 1252 code for a protein of 390 amino acids.